AUGAUCACCGUCUUUGCAUUUGUCGGCUACUUUCAAGUUGCUGUCUUCUCCGCCCUACGCGUCUUUGCGAUUACCGGCGGAUACCUCUCUCUCAUUACUCGAAUCUCGCAAAUCAUCAUCGACCUGCUGGUAGUCAUCGCAACAUGGCGGCGAACCUUCCAAUAUUGGAAGGAUAUCUCUAGAUCCCAGUGUCCACCAACAAUUUCAGCGUGUCUGCUCCGCGAUGGAACCGUCUAUUUUUUUGCGCUAUUACUUGUGAAUAUUGCUCAGAUAUUGACACGCAGUCCCACAUUAGCUCCUGUGAGCCCGCUCACCACAGCAAUGCCCCCAAUUCUGGUUAGCCGGUUCAUGCUGAAUCUGCGCCAAGUGCGCUCCGAGCCGAGUACCCAGUCUUGUUCUGCCGUAAUUCCUACAUUUGAACCUACACUUUCGAGCGCCGACUAUGGGGCGUUCACGAGCAUCAUCGGUAACAUCGGCGAGCCCCUGGUACACGGGUGUGACGAAGAGACCGAAGAGCAUUGA
Messenger RNA from Phanerochaete carnosa HHB-10118-sp, 522 nucleotides. RefSeq lists its product as uncharacterized. The transcript is spliced from 7 exons. NCBI's taxonomy places the organism in Eukaryota, Fungi, Basidiomycota, Agaricomycetes, Polyporales, Phanerochaetaceae. The coding region runs from base 1 to 522 and encodes 173 amino acids. The record is from RefSeq and is a predicted model, not a curated record.